GAAGAAGGAAUAGAAAGAAAUAGAAUCAAACCUCUCUUGCGUGGCAGAACCACUUUUAUCAAGAAAGUAACAUUGCGAAGAAAGAGACAGCUCUGAGAGAAUAAAAGAGAGAGAGAGUGAGAGACAAACAAGGGAAGCCAAAGAUGAAAAGACUCGGAGCUCCCUCUGCCCCCUCAUAUCUCUCGAGGGAUUGAGAGUACGCUGAGAACCAGGACUGAAAACACAAGCGAGGAGAGGGAGAAGACUGUUGAAUGUAGUUGGGCAUCACGUUCACAGAACAGCAACCAGCCAAUGAGAAACUGUUAUGGGAUCGACAUUGACACAGUGCAAGAGAGACUACAGAUUUCUGACAUGGUGUCGACCCAGAUUGACGGGAGGAAAAUGAGGGGAACAAGGACAGACGUUGACAGACUUGUGCUCAUUCUACCGAAAAAAACAGAUCGUAGACAGACGACAUUCAUCCUCCACUGCCCGAUGUGCCGACAAUACAUUUUUUAGGUGUUGUGCUGUACGUGAGGUGUGCGGACCAAGUCUGCACCACUAAUCAUAGAGACAGGGGGAGGGGGCAGAUUUUCCACAUACAAAACCUCCUGCCUGCCAGUCAGAGAGAGAGAGAGAGAGAGAGAGAGAGAGAGAGAGAGAGAGAGAGAGAGAGAGAGAGAGAGAGAGAGAGAGAGAGAGAGAGAGAGAGAGGAGCAAGUGAAGGAACGAGAAGAGAGGAGUGAGAUUGCAAGGAGAGUGAAAAGCGGAAACAGCUCCAGCAGUUAUCUGGACAGCACCCAGGCAGAGAGAAACAAUUACACAUCAACGCACAUACACACACAGUCCAGCACACAUGGUAUAAGACGUUCCAGCCAGCGGAGGUGGAUAAGCAACAGACAGAAGCGGAGAAAGCCAGACGCCUUAUAUCUACAAUUCCAGACAAGAAGAUUCCUCUCCAUCCUUACUUGGACCACCAGCUUCAAGAAGGAAGUGGUUGGCAACAGUAAAAAAGUAAAGGGGGCACAGUAAGAAAGAGAGAGAGACAGACAAACAGAAAGAGAGAGAGAGAGCAGGGGAUUAGUCCCCUUUGCCCUCUCUCGACCCGUUUCACCGUCAGGCUGGCCGGCACAGCCAUGGCCUUCACCUUCGCUGCCUUCUGCUACAUGUUAACACUCGUGCUCUGCGCCGCCUUGAUCUUCUUCGUCAUCUGGCAGAUUAUUGCGUUUGAUGAGCUGCGCACAGACUUCAAAAACCCCAUCGAUCAGAGCAACCCCACCAGAGCGAGGGAAAGAAUAUUAAACAUCGAGAGAAUUUGCAACCUCCUCCGAAGGCUGGUGGUUCCAGAGUAUUCCAUCCACGGGCUCUUCUGUUUAAUGUUCAUGUGUGCAGGCGAAUGGGUAACUCUAGGUCUCAACAUCCCACUGCUCCUUUAUCAUCUCUGGAGGUUUUUUCACCGUCCCGCAGAUGGGUCUGAGGUUAUGUAUGAUCCUGUGAGUGUGAUGAAUGCAGACAUUCUGAAUUACUGCCAAAAAGAAUCCUGGUGCAAACUUGGUUUCUACCUUCUCUCCUUCUUCUACUAUCUGUACAGUAUGGUGUAUGCUUUGGUCAGCUUCUAAGCGAUUUGAUCAAAUUCAGAAUAAAGGACUACGACAGGAAUGAGAGAGAUGACAGAACAAAGACUGAAUGAUGUCACGCUCUCCUCUCCCUCAUCCACAGAUCUCUCCACCGCUGGCCUUGUUCAGCUCCUUCUCAGAUCUUCUGGGUGGGGAUGGACGAUGGACAUAAGGAGAAAAAGCUUAAAGCCGCCAAAAGCGAAGAUGCCUCAACCACUGCCAUUUAUAAAUAAAGACGAGUGGACCUAUAGAAAUCAGUGCAAUAGGGAGGGAGAGAUAAAAGGCUCAUCAUUUAAUUUCUCAAGGGCUGCUGAUAUCUGCUGCUCGCAGCAACAACCAGUUCUUAAUGUCUGCAAUGAGAUGCAUUUAUGCACCUGUUACACUGAAGUUAAAACAAUAAGCCGUGGAUUUUACGCUGCAAUGUUUUUUUUGUUCAGAUUACUUUAUGAAAUCUCAUUUUGUGCCGAAGAAUUAUUUGAUUACCGCUAAGUAUUUGCUUUUUCAGUAUUCGUGGUAGGUACCCUGUAUGUACAGUAGAAGUACAAUAUAAUAAUGUUAAUAAUAAAUGAAUAUAUGGCUCAGUUGUUGCGAUUCGGUCAGGGUAGUUAGCAAGUAAACUGCACAAAGGACUAUAUUUUAUACGUAUGGAGUCAAGCCGUGACGUUUACACAGAUGCUUCAAGCAAAUCAACCAAUGAGAUUAAUAUCACAAACCGGAUAAACUGUUUGAGCAGCAUCACGUCUGAAGAACUUUCACGAGAGCCACCUGACAUUUUGGGUACAUCCAUCACGGACCGCGCUGAGGACGGGUGUUCAAACACUUCCUCUGUGAGAUCCUAAAUUGAUGUGGGCAUGCCGGACAGGACGAGACAUCCGGCCCGACCUCUGCCGGAGUACUCGAAUACUCGAUAGACUGUGACAAAUCAUAAAAGCACUUUUGGAAUGCCAACAGAUGAACUGUAGCAACAACAGAGGAAGUGUGGGCUGAUGUGGGCGUGAGGCAGUCCAACACAGCGGACCGUGAUACAGAUGAUGGAGAUGCAGGUGUCGGUAACGUUCAUUGAUGACGAAUUGACGGCAUCAAGCGGUGUGACAGUGCAAUGAUGCGGUUGUCAUGGCGAUGACAACGGUGAUGGUUUCAUCACAGAGAGACAUUACCACUUUUCAGGCAAUCUUAUGUGUUGUUAGACUAUAUACAGCGCCACUUUGUUUUGUGUUAACGCGGUGGUCGUAGGACCACCGCUUUGCCUCUCCUGUGUUGUGUUGUUUCCAUGAGUCUGCUGACAAGUAGAUUAAUGAUGAUUAUUUAACUAACUAAGCUGUGUGUAGUUCUAGCUUUGUAGAUUAAUAGAGUGGCAUAUUAUUCUUGAGCCUCUGCAGUAGCUAGAACAAAUUCAUUACACAAUACUGUGGUGGAGGUGUUAUUACAUUCACUUCAACACACAUUUAAAAUACAACGCCUCAUUCCAAUAAGAGAGUAAUUUAAUGGCACAGUCAGAGUGCAUUUAGAAACACUGCCUAUUCGAACGCCCCGGCCUUCUUUACAUCUUGCUAUACCCAAAUAAAUGUCACUAUACCCCGGACAAUCGUUUCUAGCACAACAAAGUAAAGCUGACGGGGAGAGGUUUUCAUUAGACGUCAUCAUUGAAUGUCUUUUUGUGAUUUAAUAUUAGUCGACAUGCAGUACAUUUAACAAUACCUGCAUGAUAAUAACUUUUAUACAUGAUUUAUUGAUGUAUGCUACAGCACCUUUGGUACAACUUUAUGGUCUGUAUUCAGUUGGAUACAACCUAAUAUCUUAUAUACUCUAGAAAAGCAAUUCCACGUUCUAAUAAAAAAUGUUGCCGACAAAAGUGUCAUUAAUUUCGUAUUAGAUUGGAAAGUAUAGUGAAAUGAAGCAAUUCCAUGCAACUGAGAAAAGGUUGUUUUAAGCAAACGUUUUUGGCAAUAUUUGGUGGCCAAAUAACCAAUGUGAGGGCUCCGUUUAAGUUUAUUUUUCAGUUCAGGCAAAGCACAGAUUUUAGAAAUGUCACAUCCAUAACACUGUUUUUCUCAUUAAAAUUAAAAUAAAUAUUUUUAUGUUUUUAGAAGA
Molecule: messenger RNA, 3686 nt
Organism: Paramisgurnus dabryanus
Lineage: Eukaryota; Metazoa; Chordata; Actinopteri; Cypriniformes; Cobitidae
Gene: cnih2
Product: cornichon family AMPA receptor auxiliary protein 2
Biological process (GO): vesicle-mediated transport
Source: RefSeq, a predicted model, not a curated record